GAGAGAGAGAGAGAGAGAGAGGCUCUGAAGAUCUUCACGCCAAAUUGUUUCAUCCAAUUGAUUCUCAAUUCACAGCCCCUUUUCACAAUUUUGGCCGAGUGUUCAGUUCGUCAGUCAUGGAUUCCACCGCCGAUAAGCUAUCGCCGUUUGAUUUGAUGUCCGCGAUCUUGAAAGGGGUGAAGCUUGAGAAUUCCAACGGGUCCGCGGAGGCGGCGCCGGCGGUGGUGGCGAUGAUUGUGGAGAACAGGGACCUGAUGAUGAUGGUGGCGACAUCCUUCGCCGUGCUCGUGGGGUACUUCCUGCUCGUGUCGUGGUGGCGUGCGGCCAAAUUGGCGAAGAAGAAGAAGGCGGAGCCGGUGAAGCUGGUGGUUCCCAAGGCGGCGACGGAGCCGGAAGAAGUGGAUGACGGGAAGAAGAAAGUUACUAUAUUCUUCGGGACUCAGACUGGCACUGCUGAAGGCUUUGCUAAGGCAUUUGCUGAGGAAGCUAAAGCCAGAUAUCAGCAGGCCAAGUUUAAAGUAGUCGACUUGGAAGCUUAUGCGGCUGAUGACGAAGAGUACGAGGAGAAAAUGAAGAAGGAGACAUUGGCCUUCUUCUUCUUAGCCACAUAUGGUGAUGGUGAGCCUACUGACAAUGCAGCUAGGUUCUACAAAUGGUUUGUAGAGGGGAAAGAGAAGGGAGAUUGGCUUAAGAAUCUCCAAUAUGGUGUGUUUGGUCUUGGGAACAGGCAAUAUGAGCAUUUCAACAAGAUUGCAAUUGACGUGGACAAAAUUGUUUCGGAGCUAGGUGGACAACAGCUCGUCCCAGUGGGUCUUGGAGAUGAUGACCAAAGCAUUGAAGAUGACUUCACUGCAUGGCGCGAAUUGGUGUGGCCCGAGUUGGAUAAACUAUUACGCAGCAAGGAUGAAACGACUGAAUCUACUCCAUACACUGCAGCCGUUUUAGAAUAUCGUGUUGUGUUCUAUGAUGACCAAUUGGAUGACUCUAUUUCGAGCAAAAGCUUAGCCAACGGUUAUGCCAAUGGCAAUUCUGUAUAUGAUGCUCAGCAUCCAUGCAGAGUGAAUGUUGCGGUGAAGAGAGAGCUUCACACUCCUGCAUCUGAUCGUUCUUGCACUCACUUGGAAUUCGACGUAGCUGGAACUGGAUUAGCGUACGAAACAGGUGACCAUAUUGGUGUCUACUGUGAAAACUCGGUUGAGACUGUAGAGGAAGCAGAGAGGCUUCUUAACUUACCGCCACAGACAUUUUUCUCAAUUCAUGCUGAAAAAGAAGACGGGACGCCACUUGGCGGAAGCUCGUUGCCACACCCUUUCCCUCCUUGCACUCUAAGGACAGCUUUAGCUCGAUAUGCCGAUCUUUUGGGUGCUCCCAAGAAGUCUGCUUUGAUUGCUUUGGCGGCCUAUGCUUCGGACCCGAGCGAAGCUGAUCGGCUCAAAUUCCUUGCUUCUCCUGCUGGAAAGGAAGAAUAUGCUCAGUACAUAGUUGCAAGCCAAAGAAGCUUACUGGAGGUCAUGGCUGAUUUUUCUUCGGCAAAGCCUCCGCUUGGUGUUUUCUUUGCAGCGAUUGCUCCUCGUCUGCAACCUCGAUUUUAUUCUAUUUCAUCCUCCCCAAAAAUUGCACCAUCAAGAAUCCACGUGACUUGUGCACUGGUGAAUGAGAAAACACAGACAGGACGAAUUCAUAUAGGUGUCUGCUCGACAUGGAUGAAGAAUGCGGUGCCUAGUGAGGAAAGCCUCGACUGCUCGUCUGCACCAGUUUUUGUUAGGACCUCGAAUUUCAAGCUCCCUUCUGAUACUAAAGUACCGAUUAUAAUGAUCGGUCCUGGAACUGGCUUGGCUCCAUUUAGGGGUUUUCUUCAGGAAAGAUUAGCUUUGAAGGAUUCCGGUGCUGAAUUGGGUCCUGCAGUAUUAUUUUUCGGAUGCAGGAACAGUAAAAUGGAUUUUAUUUACGAAGAUGAAUUGAAUAACUUUGUCAAAGCUGGAGUUAUUUCUGAGCUUGUCCUUGCCUUCUCGCGUGAGGGCCUGGCUAAGGAAUAUGUACAGCACAAAAUGACACAAAAGGCUUCGAAUGUGUGGAGCAUGAUCUCCCAAGGAGGGCAUGUGUAUGUAUGUGGUGAUGCUAAGGGAAUGGCACGUGACGUUCACCGGACUCUCCACAACAUUGUGCAAGAACAGGGAUCAUUGGACAACUCGAAAACCGAAAGCUUUGUGAAGAAUCUGCAGAUGACCGGAAGGUACUUGCGUGACGUGUGGUGAUCAUUUUUUCAAGAAAAAAAAUAAAAUAAAAUAAAAUAAAAGGGUUGUGAUUUAUAAGAUCACAAAUACUACGCAAUGCACGAAAAUGUCGAGUAUAUUUCCACACCCUAUAAGCAAGAAGAGAUCCAAGACAAAGAGUAUUGUAAUGUUAGUUCUUUGCUAUGCUUUAAGUAAUUAGUUUGUAAAAGGGAUUCUUUGAGUUCUUGGGCUCUAAAUAUGCACCAUAUAUAAUAUGUAUUGUAAAAUAUUACAUAAUAAUUUUUUGGUAUAUUGAUAGUAGAGU
Messenger RNA from Striga asiatica, 2538 nucleotides. The record is from the annotation of a GenBank genome assembly. Lineage: Eukaryota; Viridiplantae; Streptophyta; Magnoliopsida; Lamiales; Orobanchaceae.